AUGGUGGUUGGUAAGGUGACCUUCACGAAAGUGGAGAGAGAGAAGCUCGCUGAGGUCCUCUGGCUGCUAAACUGGAUCUCUGUGCUGACCGGAGCCAUCCUCUUCGGCAUGGGCUUAUUUCUCAAAGUAGAAAUUCAGAAAUGGCAGGAAGUGAUGUCAGACCAGGGGAUCCUCUACGUGCCUCACAUGCUGAUUACCACGGGCCUGGCGGCCUGCUGCAUCAACUUCCUGGGCGGGAAGAUCUGCCUGGACUGUGCCGACACCAACAAGUUCCUGCGCUGGAAGCUGGUAAUGAUGCCGUACGUCGUCUGCACUUUCUUCUUCACCUCCUGCGUCCUGGCGGGGGCGCUCACGUGCUACAGCAUCCGUGGCCAGCUGGAGGAGUCGCUGUUCCUGGGCCUGAGGAACGCCAUGAGGUACUACAAGGACACGGACACACCAGGCCGCUGCUACCUGAAGAAGACUCUGGAUCUGCUGCAGAUCCAGUUCCAGUGCUGUGGGAACACCGGGUACCGGGACUGGCUCCAGGUCCAGUGGAUCAGCAAUCGCUACCUGGACAUGACCAGCAGCAGCGUGGUGGAUCGGCUGAGGAGUAACGUGGAGGGGAAGUACCUGGUGGACGGCGUUCCCUUCAGCUGCUGCAGCACCGUGUCCCCUCGGCCCUGCAUCCAGCAGCAGAUCAGCAACCGAACAGCACAUUUUAACUUUGACCAGCUGAGCCAGCAGCUGAACCUGUGGAGGAAAGGCUGCCGACAGGCGCUGAUGGAGCACUACACCGGCAUCAUGCAGUCCAUCGGCCUCACCGUGCUCCUCAUAUGGCUGUUCGAGCUGCUGGUCCUGACCGGAGUCCGUUACCUACAGACAGCGAUGGAGAAUGUCCUCCGGCUGGGUGAUCCAGACUCAGAGUCGGACGGGUGGAUUCUGGAGAACAGUCUGGCAGAAACAGCCCGCUCCAACUUCAACAUCAUCAAGAACCUGGGGAAGUGUUACCAGGUCGACGACGACCCCAACAUCAACAUCCCGACUGCCGCCGCCGAGCAGGAGGUGCCUUCACGGCAGGUCCAGAUCCCUGUGGCCAGCUAG
This is a messenger RNA of Plectropomus leopardus (leopard coralgrouper), 1083 nucleotides long. RefSeq names its product peripherin 2-like b (gene prph2lb). Lineage: Eukaryota; Metazoa; Chordata; Actinopteri; Perciformes; Serranidae. Gene Ontology annotation, cellular component: plasma membrane. The record is from RefSeq and is a predicted model, not a curated record. Gene Ontology annotation, biological process: visual perception.